Messenger RNA from Leptopilina boulardi, 4272 nucleotides. RefSeq lists its product as uncharacterized. The coding region runs from base 264 to 2279 and encodes 671 amino acids. The record is from RefSeq and is a predicted model, not a curated record. The transcript is spliced from 2 exons. Lineage: Eukaryota; Metazoa; Arthropoda; Insecta; Hymenoptera; Figitidae.
ACAAAUUUGCGUUUACACUGUAACAUAGAUAAUACAACAUCUGUGGUAAAUAUUGAAAAAUAUAUAUAACACUCAGGUCUCGACAAAUAUUCUGGAUAAAGUAACAAAUAGCUUCAAAAAUUAGUGGAAAUAAUUAAAUAAAAACAUUUCAGGUUUCUUGAAACAUACCAACUUAAUAUACUAUUCACCUCUACUACAUUGAAUGAGUAGAAACAACCAAAAGAAAAAGAAUAUAUUUCAAUAACAGUUUCACAUUUUCAAAAAUGGAGAACAUUCUAUACACAAAUCCACUAGAAACAGUUCAACUCAUAUCAAUAUUAAGUUAUUUCAGCGCACUCAGUGAUUAUUUAUUUUUGGAAAAUCAUCUAUCAGAAGGUGAUCAAAAUAAACAAAUACCAGUUAUCAAUGCACUCUUUAAAUAUUUAGAGGUCAAUCGUGAUAAUCAAACAAUGAAACUCAGAUUGGUUAGGAAAUUAUUAGAAGGUAGUGAUCUAUAUGGAGAAAAAAACCAUGAAAAUUUGGAUGAAACUUUUGUAAAUGCAAUGUUUGAAUACAUCAUUACUUCCCUGGUAUUUGACAAAUAUGGAAAUGUUUACGGUUUCUUAGCAGAAGUAGUUCGCAAAACUAAAAAUUUACAAUUACAUUCUUUGUACGAGGACAUAAAGGCUAAUCUCAGAGGUGCAAAAUUUGAAAACGAGUAUGGCGAGAGUUCGAUUCUUUCUGCAUUAGCGGCAAAUAGAAUAUUUACAGAUAUAAUAUUACCGCUAUUUCCACAGCCUGGAAGAAACCUGAAUCUAUUAUCUCUUGACUACAUUUACGCACAAGCUGGACUAAUUUUCCUUCGAACUGGUAAAUCAAAUACUGCCUUUUAUACUGAUUUACAGAAUAUUAAUAGUACUGUUUUUGAUCAUAAAAAUUUAUUUGAAGGAUAUAUGGUAACAGGACAUAUAAUUAGAAAUGCACUAAAUAAUGAAAACAUACGUCUUGUUAGUUAUAAAGCAUUUACUCUUCCAGCUCUUUUUUAUUAUGUUUCUAAAUCAUACACUGGUAAUAGAAGUAUUAAAAAUUUAGUGCUAAGUCCAUAUUAUUUGAAAGCAGCUUAUAAUAAUCUUUUUUCAUAUCUAGAUGAGACUUUUGACCAAAUAAAAAAUAAAUUAAAAAAUGACACUAAAUAUCAAAUAAACACCGCGUUAUUACAAUUUAAGAGUUAUUCAGAAAGAGCUAAAUCUAAUUUAGAAAGUAAUUGCCCACAUUUCAGUAAAGAAGAUAUAAAAUCAAACAUUCAGAAUUAUUUAUAUUUUCCACAAUACUUUCAAUGCCAGUUUGGAACAAUAUUACCAAAUCUGAUUGAACAGGUUCAGGACAGUAUAAAUAAUUUUAGUGCAGUAUAUAAAAUGUAUGAUAUGAAAUCAGUGCAUCAAUCUUUUGGGACAUCUUUUUUAAGAUUUUUAAAUUAUAGUAUUGUACAUAUACAAUUAAUAGUUCCAACUGAUAAGGUAAUACAUGGUAUCUUUAAUAACAAUGCACGUAUACCAUACGAUUUGUUUAAAUUUAAUUACCCCGAAAUUAGAUUAUCAGAUUUUUAUGCAUUACUGCGCGAAGAUUAUACGGCGGUAUUAAUUAAAGAAAGUGAUGAUCCUAUCGGUUUUCAACAAAAAACUAAUCUGUCUGUUCAAAUGUUAUUAAGUCAACAUUAUCAUCAAAUAAAUUUAAAAUCAGUUGAGGAGACUAUGGAUGUAUUUUGGAAAAACUUUUUGAACCAUAAACUAAAAAGGUUGGAAUCAUAUCUUAAAUUUGUUGGCACUGGUGCAUCACUAGGCGAAUGGUGGAGAGAAUUUGGAUUAUCAUUGGUACCGUUUUGGCCAUGCAUAACAAAACCUUUAAACAUAGAAAGUGAUGAAGAAGUUUGUGUAGGAAACGAAACUAAUUUUUCGUAUCAGCGGAAUGUGGAUAUGUUUAAUUCAUUAAUAAACUCCGAUACUCAAUCUUUCUUGACAUCAUUAGGCACUACUUUUAAAGCUACAAUAGUCUAUUUAACAUUAAAUCAGAAAUAUGAAGUUGCAGUAGAAAAUCCAACUACAGUACUCGACUUUAUAAAAAAAUUUGUAUUUCAUAUGCAAAAACCUGCAUUUGAUCUCACCUUCCUGGAUAAAGAGGAUAUAAUAUUAGUACAAACAGUUAUUAAUAAAUUAGGGCAUAAAAUUAAUAGUUCCUUUACGUCAGUUAUAAAUAAUCUACAUAAUAUAAAAAAAUUUUGUAAAAAAAUUAAAAGUACCUAACAAAUAUUAUAUAAUAGAUAACCAUAUUCACUGAGAAAUAAAUUUAGUCUUUGCAAUUUGUAACCAAAUUUUGGUUGGCUGAAACAAAGUCGUAGAGUUAUCUCAACCAAACAAUUGGUUAGACCAACCAAAUUAUUUGAUUGAAAAUUUUUAAAUUCCAACCAAAAUUUGGUUACGACAACAAAAUAGUUUGGUCUAAAAAACCAAAUGAUCGUUUGUUGUUCUAACCAAAAUUUGGAUGCGACAACCAAAUAAUUUGAUUCGCUCUCAGUUUAUAGCUUAAGAGAACAGUUAGUUUAAAUUUCUCAGGAGGAUGGGUAGUCCAGUAAUUAGAGCUCCCGACCUACAGUUUUAAAACAGAGGUUCGAUCCCAGGUGGAGAUGAGAUUUUUCAAAGUCCACAAAUAUUUCAAUAGGAUAAAUAUAAAUUCAAUGUUAAAUGGAUAAUAAAUAAAUAAUGAAAUAAAUAAAAAAGAAAAGAGAUAAGGUAGAAUAAAAUUUUUAAUUUUACAAAAAAAACUGUUUGAUCAACCAAACAUUUUUGUUGACCUAACAAAAAAAAUUUGGUUGAGCUAACCAAACAUUUUUUUACGCCAACAAAAAACACUCAACCAAAUUUUUUAGUUGACUCAAACAAAUAGUUUGGUUGCUUAAAUACCAACAAAAUUUUGGUUGCUCUGACUAAACAUUUUUCUCAGUGUUCUUUUCUCUAAAUUAAGGUACGUUCGAGACGCACGUUAUGUUGCUACGUUUGAAAAUUACUAUUGUAACGCACUUUGCGCGACUUUAGAUAUUUUAAAUUAAAUAGAAAGUGGGGGUUCGGCUCGCGAUAGCCGAUACAAAUAAAUUGAGCAAAAAUCCUAGCGAAAUCCAGAAUUCAAAAAGGCGAUUCGACCUGCGACUCAAUCAAAUGAGCAGCUGCGAGCAAUUGAUCCGAGACGAGUCCAUCCAGAUGAGGAAUAAAGAUCGAUUGAUCGAACUUACCAGUUCGCAGAUUUAAUAAAAUAAAAUGCGCUUUUACAACAAUUUACAAAAAUGCGACGCAGCGCAUCGAUUACGCGCAGAAAAUCGCGUCGGAAGGUGCUUCUACGAUAAGAAGUCUAGCUUCUCUCUGAUGAGAGGAUCGACCGCGAUCCUCGCGAAUAUAUGAUUCGGUUAACGACCAAUCAUCGUCGUAGGCUUGAGGCUUACGGCUGGCGCGAGAAAUUAGGAAGUAGGCAAACAGCCGGGAACGGCAUAUUUAUCCGAGGAGAUAGAAAAAGAUAUGGAUCGUUGCACUAUGUAGCAUCUUUUAUAUUCAUAACACCGUCCGACACGAUUUUUUACCCACAAAAAAAUACAACAUUCUCGGAAACUAGGACCAAAAAAAAAUCCAUGUCCGGUCGUUUUUCUAGAUCAAGUAGUUUGUAGUUUUUAGAGGUGAAAACAACCCCUAAAUGAAAAGUGACAAGAUAUCCGCCAUUUUGAAUUUUGAAAAUUUGACAUCAGAUUUGUCAUCAGCGACCCCAAAAACUCCUAGAUACAAAGUUUUAUAAGAAAUUAAUAACGUUUUAAAAAUUUGAUUACCAAAUUAGAUCCGCCAUUUUGAAUUUUUAAAAUCUGACAUCAGAUAAAUAAUCAGCGACCCCGAAAAUCCCCAAAUAACAGGUUGUAUAAAAUAUUAAUAAUUUUUAAAAGAUAUCUUGUCAUUUUUCAUUUAGGGGCUGUUUUCACCCCUAAAAACCACAAACGACUUGAUCUAACAAAACGGCCAAACAUGGGUAUUUUUUUGGUCCUAGUUUCCGAAAAUGUUGGAUUUUUUUGUGGGUCAUAAAAAGUUGAAUUUUGUCAAACGGUGUAAUGUAUGAAAUCAUACUUAUACACAUUAAAAAAAGGUUCAUAACAAAUAGAAAUUUUUAUCAGUGGCAUAAAAUAUUAUUAGUUCGUUUAUUAUAUAUGUUGUAAUUUACAUGUAUGUUUAUUGAUCAGUAAUUUUCAAAAAUGUAAUAAAACUU